Messenger RNA from Ipomoea nil (Japanese morning glory), 1057 nucleotides. RefSeq names its product peptidyl-tRNA hydrolase ICT1, mitochondrial. Bases 44 to 745 code for a protein of 233 amino acids. NCBI's taxonomy places the organism in Eukaryota, Viridiplantae, Streptophyta, Magnoliopsida, Solanales, Convolvulaceae. Gene Ontology annotation, biological process: translational termination. The transcript has 8 exons. The record is from RefSeq and is a predicted model, not a curated record. Gene Ontology annotation, molecular function: translation release factor activity.
AGACACAGUCCAGACACUAUUGGGCUUUGAAUUUGAGGCGGAAAUGGCAGCAAUGAGAGCCACGACGAGCGUACUUUCACGGGGAAUAUUCCGGCCACAGAUAUCUUUACUUACAGCACGUUUUGCCCACGCGCCGCUGCGACCGAGAACCAUUGGUUCGAGCUCUCUCCUCGUCUUGCGCACCAUCUACUACUCUCCCGUCCUGUGCAAGGCACACGACGGAAGCGAUGACGACGGGAAGAAGUCGCCGGCUAGGAUGGCUCAGGUUCAGCAGCUCAUAUAUGAAGCCACGGAGCGGGCUCAAUCCGCCGGGAAUGAACCUAUCCCUAAAAUCACAAUCGAUCAUGUUACUGUCAACUUUGCUAGAAGUAGCGGCCCGGGAGGUCAAAACGUCAACAAAGUUAAUACCAAGGUGGAUAUGCGGUUCAAUGUUCAAAAUGCACAUUGGUUAAGUGAAAGGGUUAGGGAGAGGAUUAUCCAAACGGAAAAGAAUCGGAUCAAUAAAGAUGGAGAGCUUGUGAUUUCUUCUACCAAGACCCGAACACAAAAGGGUAACAUUGAAGAUGCUUUGAGUAAAUUACAGGCCAUCAUCGAUGCUGCUUCGUAUGUCCCACCACCUCCAUCAGAAGAGCAAGUGAAAAGAAUUGCAAAGUUAGCUGCAGCUGGGGAGCGUAAACGCCUUGACAGCAAGAAGGCUCUUUCCCAGAAGAAGGCUAUGAGAAGAAGCCGGGAUAGUUGGGAUUGAUUGAUUUUACAGGUUUAUGAAUUAGGCGCAAAAUCGUUCUUCCCAAACACAGGUAUUUCUGGCAACCAUAACUUGUCUCUAAAGGGGAAGUAGAAGUCACCAUUUUCCCACCACAUGGAUAGUUAUAGAUACAUAUAUAUAUAUAUAGCCCUAAUUUAGAAACACUUGUAAUAGUUGUGAAUUGCAAAGCCCACAGUUUAACUGUCAGUAGCAACUUGUGUUCCACCAAAUUAGUCGAACAGUUGGCCUGGUAAUCACGAAGUUUUAAAUUCGACUCUCCAUAAGAGCUGUCUAUUGACUUUUUUGGUGUGA